Messenger RNA from Frankliniella occidentalis (western flower thrips), 7731 nucleotides. RefSeq names its product phosphatidylinositol 4-phosphate 5-kinase type-1 alpha (gene PIP5K59B). Gene Ontology annotation, molecular function: phosphatidylinositol kinase activity. The transcript is spliced from 19 exons. Bases 237 to 2687 code for a protein of 816 amino acids. Lineage: Eukaryota; Metazoa; Arthropoda; Insecta; Thysanoptera; Thripidae. The record is from RefSeq and is a predicted model, not a curated record. Gene Ontology annotation, biological process: phosphatidylinositol metabolic process.
GUCAAACAUCCAAGCCUUGACACUCUUCUCUCCAGUGGGAUCUAUGGUGCAGUGAUGAGAAGUGAUCCGAUUCCCAGCACCCUUCACAAUUUUAAUUUUUAAACCAUCAGUUCGGUUCUUUUGAAAUAUUGACCGAUGCGUUUUUAAUAUGCCGAGAAAGCCAAGCGUUUAAGUCAUGUGCGUUUCUUCGGUGGAAGCAAGAGGCUAUUUAUUACAUUUUACUGUAAUUGAUCAACAUGGCUACUCAAGACGGCGUCGAUGUGAUAGAAGUAGCAGAAAGUACUUUUAUCAAAACUCGUAAUAUGCGUAUCACUGACGAGGACAGUAGAGAUCAAGAUGAUGAGAGCGACAGUGAAGAUGGAAAACACAGAUUACCACCUCUUGAUAUAUCCACAGCAUCUGGUCAAAAUGGCUCAAGUGGGCCCAAAACUCCAACCUCUAUAUCAAGACACAAAUCUGAAAAAGAGAAAAAAAUUGGACAUCGCCGUGUUGGCCUUGGAGGAGAAAUUACAUACAAAAAGAUUCAAACCACUCAAAUUAUGGGAUCCAUCCAACUGGGUAUUCAGCAUGCAGUUGGUGGUCUUGCCUCCAAACCAGAACGUGAUUUGUUAAUGCAAGAUUUUAUGACUGUUGAAACAACAAACUUCCCACCCACUGGUUCCAACCUCACACCUGCACAUCACUAUAUAGAUUUUAUUUUCAAAACUUAUGCACCAAUUGCCUUUCGACAUUUUCGUGAUCUGUUUGGUAUCCAGCCAGAUGAUUAUUUGAUUUCUAUGUGCAGUGCUCCACUACGCGCACUGUCCAACCCCGGUGCAAGUGGUAGCAUAUUUUAUCUAACUGAAGAUGAUGAAUUUAUCAUCAAAACAGUUCAGCAUAAGGAGGGUGAAUUUCUCCAAAAAUUACUUCCUGGUUAUUACAUGAACCUAAAUCAGAAUCCAAGAACUCUCUUACCAAAAUUUUUUGGUUUGUAUUGUUACCAGUGCAAUGCCAAAAACGUUCGUUUGAUUGCAAUGAACAAUCUACUGCCAUCUGGUGUCAAGCUCCACCAAAAAUAUGAUCUUAAAGGCUCAACGUACAAGAGGAAGGCCAGCAAAUCAGAACGUCAAAAGAAGUCUCCCACUUACAAAGAUUUAGAUUGGAUGGAACAGCACCCUGAAGGCAUAUUUCUUGAAGCUGAUACAUAUAACGCAUUGGUGAAGACUAUUCAGAGAGAUUGUCGGGUUUUAGAGAGUUUCAAAAUCAUGGAUUACUCUCUGCUGUUAGGCAUUCAUAAUUUGGAUUUAGCUGCACGAGAAAAAGCGGAAAAACGUUCUCAGCAGAAUAGCAACUCACGACAGGAUGAUUAUGGAGAUGGUGCAGGAGCUAGUGCUGCAGGCGGCAGUGGGUCUGAUGAUGGAGGUGCUGGUUGUAGUUCUGCAGGUGCAACUGCUCUCAAUCGUUCACGCUCCAUUAACCGUCAAAGACUGGUCGCUCAUUCUACUGCUAUGGAAAGCAUUCAAGCCGAAAGUGAACCUAUUGAUGAAGAAGAGGAUGUUCCUCCUGGAGGAAUACCUGCCCGAAAUUAUGGUGGCGAAAGAUUGCUGCUGUUUAUUGGUAUUAUAGAUAUUCUUCAAAGUUACCGUCUUAAGAAAAAGCUAGAACAUGGUUUUAAGUCAAUACUGACGGAUGGUGACACUGUGUCAGUACACCGACCAAGCUUUUAUGCUCAGAGAUUCUUGGACUUCAUGUCCAAAACAGUGUUUAAAAAGAUACCCUCACUGGACCUGCCUGAAAUUAAAGGCAAUCAUCGCAAAUUCCGAACUCUCGUCACGAGCUAUAUAGCUCUCAAACACUCUCCAUCAAAACGCAAGAGUCUAACGAGGCCCAUGCGCGGACCACUGGAGUCAGAAGACAUGUCUGGCUCACAAUCUGGACCUUCUCCAAGUAAACCUGCGAGUCCUGACGCCCAGCCCACUCCUGCUGCGGCCAAUUCAUCUGACAAGAAACCAACGCCGAAUGCCCACGUUUCCACCCAAAGUCAGAAAGGUGGCGGUGCUGCUCCACCGUCGUAUCCAGCCGUUCUGAAGGGGGCCCGUCAAAGGCCCCCUCCAGGCCAACGGGGGGCCCCACCACCUGUACCACCCCGCGGGUCACCCCGUGCACCGAACAAGGGCGUAGGCGGUGACGGCAGUUCAAGAGGUGGCUUGAGUUUCCCUCCCUGCUCUACUCCUCCCCCGGCAUUUGAAGAUGCAAUUCGAGGCGACUACGUUGUGGAUGCCAACAACAGUACCAAUACACCCUUGCGCCACAGGACUAGUGGAGUUCAUUCUCGUCAUGCCUAUCGUGAAGAAGCAGUGAGCAUAUCUGAGAUAAGAUUAGAAUCACGGCCAGACAACAAAUCAACCUUGAGUGUAGAGUCUGGAAGCUCAACGUCAGGAUUUGGAUCAAGUGGAGCAAGAGGUCAUUUGACAUGGACUCCUCCAGCUUCUGUUGAGGGAUCAACACCUACAUGGACAGAGGGUACACCUAGUUUUACAGAGUCAUCGAGCAGUGGUGAUAUUGGCUGUCCUACAACUCCUGUUCGAAGUUCGGUUAGGGGUGAAAGAGCUGCAGCUAGAGCAGCUAUUGCUGCAGCAGCCCAAGAACGUCUUGCCAACCAACAAGAAAGUGAAGUGGUUGCUUCUCAUGGAGGAAAGCAGCGUUGAAGUCCAACCUAAACCAUUUCCUUUACCAACCACAAUUAUGAUUCGUCAGCAAUAACUAUGGUGCUGAUCUGCGUAUUUUAGUGUAAACAGUGUUAUUACAUAGAUAGGGCUUACAGAUCUGUUGAUUCAUAGAUGUUCUGUUUGGAAAUGUUCCUCCAUUUCCUUUUGAAUCAGCUUGUCACACUCUCAUAUCACACACUUUAUGAAUGGUUCAUUCAUAAAAUAUGUAAAACAUUGUUUAAACAUAGUAUGUGAUUGUUUGAAGUCAGAAAGCAUGCCAUGAGGCAUUUUCUUCUAUUGACAGGAUGUUAACCUGUCACUUUGUUCUUAUUUGUGACUCUGGUUUUGUUUUUGUUUUUGUGGUGCAUUUUGUUGCGUGAUUUUGUUGUUAGGAGAUGACUUAUUAGCUGUAGAUUUAAUACUGCCAAUUUUACCAAAAAUUGCCUUUUGGAAAGGAUGAUACGUAUCAUUAUGUAUACACUUUUUAACAGGGAUCAUCAAGAUGGCACCACAUUUUUAACUUACCUUGAUAUUAAUGUAUUAUGUUUUGAAUGUUAUUUGAAUGCCUAUGAAAUUGCUUCUUAUUUAGAGAAUUCAUUGAAGUGAAGAGUAUAGAGGACUCUUGGAUAACGCUUGUAAGUAGGAUGUCAAUGUUGACUUUCUUUGAUUAAUGCUUCCUUGUGGAUGAGGGUCCACCCCGUAUGAGUUUAUGCCCUAAUGCUCCCCAUAUGCUGAUGAAUUGUCUGAACUGUUACAAAUUUACUUUUAUUUCUGACUGAAGUACUCAAUGUAUAAUACAACUAUGUUCCUGUAGCAACAAACCUCAUUCACCAGUUCUUACCUGACACUUAUUUUUAUCAUAUCUCAUUUUCAUUAACAAAGUGGUUUUUAAAACAAUACUCUGUGCGUUUGCAUUAGAAUGGAUUAACUGUACUUAUGUCAAAAAAAAUAUUUUCUGCAUCUGAAUGUGAACAUUCAGCCUUUUGUUAUCUCUUUCUGAAUAUUUGAUCCGUCAUCUAGUGUAUUUUGUGAUCAUUUUACAAUUUUAUUUUACUGUACUUAUCAAACUAACUGAAUUUAAAAUUACAAAAUUUCAACUGCAUUAAAUGAGUAUAUUUGUGUAGUUGUCUUUGAGCUGUUCUGUUUUCGAUUAUAUUGUUACAUUGGAAAUCUGUACUCUUCUUGCUAAACUGACGAUAGCUGAGAAAAUCUGUUCUGUAAUUGAACAGAACAGACGAAUUGUUGUUCUCCUGUGGUGUUUCCUCAUUAAAUGUUCAGUGCCAAAUAACUCUUGCAUGCAAGAAGAAAUGACCGAUCGUGUCCAUACCAGCUCUUAAUGUCUUUUGUCACCUCUCUUUGAUUUUUUAAAAAUAUCGUAAUUCUGAUCAAUAGCUUAACCUCAGUGCUUUUGUCCACUUUGUGUGCACGCCAUGCGUAAUUAGUUAUUUAGAAUAAAGGGUAAAAACAGUGUCAAUGUGUGAAAAACAGGGCUUUAACUUAACUCAGCUAGAUGAGCUUUAUGGCUGAUUCCUUUGUUAAACGUCCCAUUAGCUUUUAGCAAACUGAAAUGGUUUACUGUAUCUUUAUCUCACCUCUGACAUCUUUUCCUAAAGUAAUGCUAUUAACUGCUGACAAUAAAUGUUUGAAGUAAGUUAUCUGUGGUCAAUUUGGUGAGAAAGUUAGGUUAAAUAGUUAUUUCAAAAUUACAAUUUUGAAAGAAUUUGAUUUUGAACUCUCUUUUUGUCACAUAUGUGUUCUAUCCCCAAAUCUCCUUUUGAUCAUUGCUUUUAAAAAUGUAUUUUCGGUAAAGUUUCUUUCCAGAUUUUAUUUAUUUUUCUUAAAUUUCUUAUAAGCGGAUGGCAUGUACAUGUAAGCAUCAGUUACCAAAAUUUUUAUUGUUAUGGAAAUCAUUGUUUGGAGUUUGUGUCAAAUACGUGUGACUGAUCCACAAUUGCACUUAACAGUUUGCACUACAAUAGUUUGGCAGUCUUUGUUGAACUUGCCCUUGAUUUCCUCCAAACUAAGCAGGUGAGGAAUAUGUCAAUACUCUCAAUUUAGCACCAUUGUGUCAGUUGGUAUAAUUCAUUGUAGGUAUGGGUUUUAUCUUCUCUCAUGAGUAUCCAGUAAUAUUGCUGCUUGAAGGUUCUAAUUUUAUGGCUUUUACCUUGUCAAUCAGUAUUACAAACUUUGCCUACGUGUUACUGAGUUCCUGAGACUUUAUUACUUUCACUAUCUUAUUUUCCUAUGUUUUGCUGGGUAAUGAAUGAAGAAGAUUAUCAUGGUUUGAAGGAGCAGCUUAUUACAUGAAUGUCUUCAUGUAUUAUUUUAGUUCUUUUUUAUAAGGUUUAAUUUUGAAUUGUCUAACUUCUUAUUUUGCAAUUUGUUUUAAGUGUAGCAACCAGCAAAUAAUCUAUGAUAUUUUGUAGAGAAUCAUUCCUUUAAUUUCAUUUAGCUGUUGUAGAAAACAUGCCAUUGAUCCUGAGGGCAGUGUUUAUGGCUGUGAUGAACUUUGUUAUCUCAUAAAUCAACUUUCAUCAUUAUGUAAUGUUGCAAUAAAUCCGUCAUUACAUUGAUCUAGAAACCUAGAACUUAGUGAAACUGUUGCGGUGCCCUUGUAAAUUUGUUUUUGUUUUUGAGUUUAAUUUUUAUGAUUACAAUUGUUCUGAGGCUGUAAUUCAUUCAUUGUAUUGGUCCAAUUAGUUGCAGAUUUCUUAGUUCUUGUUUUCAUUUAUGUUUGAAUGAAAAAUAUUUUAUGUAGGUACGUAAAUAUUUACUUUAUUUGUUAUACCUAAUUCAAACUGCUCACAUCUUAGUUUCGCCUGAUCAUAGCAAUUUUAUGUUGUGUGCUUAUGAGAAUUGUGGGACAAUGAUCUGAAGUUAAACAGGGUUGCUAUUGUGUACUGAUGUGAUUUCUAUCAGAAUAGGUUCAAUUGUUUUGUUGUCUCAUUCUUGUAGCUCCUUACUCUGUGAUUUUUAUGUUCUGUCUCAAUACUGUCAUCACAUUUCACGAUCCAUCGUAAGCUAGUAAGAGAAUGUAAGGUUUCAUUAGAAGCAAUCGAAUAUUGCUGAUUGUUGCUGUUAAAUAUUAAACAUUCCUUCUGCUGUAAAUUUCUUUGCUUUUCUUGCCGUCUUUAAAAUAAUUUGGUUUCAUACAUUAUCAUACAUUGCUGAAACAAACUUAUCUAAUUUAUUGCAGAAGUCCUCUAUUUUCUGUGUAUCUUAGAUUUGAUAUGUGUGUAUUGGAAACUUAGACUUUUCAUUGUAUGGUCCUGGGGUUUUCUUGUUUUUGGUCCCUUUCAGUUGUGAGCUCAAAUUUAUUGCCUUAAAUGCUUUUAUUGCCAAAUAUUCUUUAAGCUUACACUUAGGUAACAAGUAAUUGAUGAGUUAAUUGAGAAUCAUCUCUUGUCAGCUGGUCAUUGCUUAGAUAUUGUGUGACCCUCUCUUUGUCGAGCAUUUUCGUGUUAAGUUUAUCAAGACAAAGCAAAUGGCUGACAAAAGAUCUUUUUUCUGAUAUUAUCCAAAUUUUCAUGUUGAACUAAACAGUCAACAAAGCUGAAGUUGCUAGUUAACCAAACUGCUGUGACAAAAGAAUAUUCUAAGAUGGAUGGGAGUUAGUUGUUAGCUGGUUUGAAGAAAUAAUUGUUUAACUAUCGGUAAGAGGCUGUAUGUUAUUGUCAUAAAUCUAAUCUGAGAUUUGUAUUCUGCUUUUGUUUCUCUAAAAGCAAUAUGGUGGUUGGUGUGUUGUAGUUGGCAUGCUACCUUGCCUAAUGAAAAUUGUUGUUCAUUCAAGUGCUCACUCGCAUUUAAGCAAAAAUUUUGAAUCUCUUGCUAUGUAUACAUGGUUGUUGUCAGUUAAUCGAUAGACAUUAACAUUUAGGGUAAAUCUCCAGCUGAACCCUUAAUUAAAAAAGGUAGGGUGGUAUGUUUGAAUGCUCAGGUAGAUCUUGACGCAACUACCUAUUAUCUGUUCAUGUAAUGUAACUUUUACUCUUGUGGCACUCUAGAGGCCUGUACUGUGCGUGAAUGUAUGGCGCUAGUUCAGUCAAGAUAAUCAGAUUUGUUGUUUAUUAUUUCAUAUAUUUCUUAUAUUAUUUUUGGGGAAGAUUGUAUUAUAUUGAAGAGAAAAAUAAUACUAUCCCUUAGUGUAGCUAAUUUUCCAAUGUCAUAUUACCCACAUGUCAAAUGAAGUACAUUAAAGUACAUUUGCAAAUUUGCUGUAAAUAUUGAAUGUUGCAUAUUUAUUGGAGGUAUAGAAAGAAAUUAUGAUGUGAUUUAAUGCAGUACUUAUAUCCCUGCCCUUCUAGCUUCAAAUGGCCUUCCGCAAAUUUCUAAGAACUUUUAUAAUUUUGUGAACAGUAGCACAGAUUUUUGUUUUUUACUUUAAAUUAAGGAAAGUUGUGGGUGGUUUGCUACAAAAGUUGUGGGCAGAUAAUUUUAAUUGCCAUGCUGAGCAAGUGCGCCUUAUUUAUGUAAACGUGAACCUUGAAAAAUCAGUUCAGGGUCCUAGAUUCUGUGGGCGUGGGUUGUAUGGACAUAGAUUUGCUCAUUCCCAGUUUGCAACAGAGAUACUCAAGAGAUGUAAAAUUUCAAAUUUAUAGCCUCAUUAAAAUUCCCAACGAAUGCCUGACUUCGUCUGGAAUUAUACCUUUUGAUUGAUCUUGUUUCCGUAUGUGGGUUCUCACAUGGUAAUUGAAAUAAACCUUGAACAUUUCGAUUGACAUCACACUAUUGGUUUUCAAGUUUUGUGAUUGAAAAGUAGUCAGAAGUGGCAGCUGCAUAUCAGGACUCUAUGGAAUUUCUUAAUUGUUUUGCAUUCGGUUUUAAUGCAGUAAUUUAUGUACAUAAUUAUUCAUGGAAAAUCAUCUAUGUAUUUAUGAUGGACAUUUUAACCAAAUGUAGCAUUUAAAGAUGACUGAAAUUUAGCUCUGUUCCUUUUUAUUGUUAAGAUUUGUGUUAAUAAGGCUUUGAAAUGUUAUAAACAUUUGUUGUUAUUUUACAAUGUUCAUGGAAUGCAAUUAUUGAAUUAAAUAGAUACACAUGCAAA